AUGAGAUCUUGGGUUCAGUUUUGUGCAUGUUCUCAGGUCCGCGAGCAAGCAUAUAGGCCCCCACUGUCUCCUCCCAAACAUCCGAGAAGAUGUGUUGCAGACACUGCUAUCUCCUCAACCUCAAUAAACGGCAAAGGCAUGUACCUUAGAGACGACGGCCGCACUAGAGAUGGCGAAUUCGUCACUCCUGAUGACCCUGCUGCUGCACCUCAAGCAGCAGCUGUGGCAGCUUCUGCUCCUGGUGGGGGUUACGAGGAGAGCUUGCCUAUUGCGCCUGUACAUCUUUGGCGUGACUUCGCUGGUGCCUCGGUCUCUGCGCCAGUCAGUGCGUCUGACACUCCUUUCCCCUGUACAUCCAGCGCCCCUGAGUCUUCUGCGCGCUGGCAGGACUUCUUGCCCAAGCAGAGCAGAGAGGGCGUGUCUCUGGCAUUGCGCCAGGCUCCAUCGUCAGGCGGCACCAAAGAUGAUGGCAAGAAGGACGAGGAGGCCGAGGAAGAGGGCAAUAGUAAGACCGCCAACACCAAGAAAGUCUCCUGGAGGAAGCGCUCGUCAAAUUGA
Messenger RNA from Aureobasidium melanogenum CBS 110374, 558 nucleotides. RefSeq lists its product as uncharacterized. NCBI's taxonomy places the organism in Eukaryota, Fungi, Ascomycota, Dothideomycetes, Dothideales, Saccotheciaceae. Bases 1 to 558 code for a protein of 185 amino acids. The transcript is spliced from 4 exons. The record is from RefSeq and is a predicted model, not a curated record.